UUACUUUCUUGCUCUAUGAUUCUAUUCGCUGUAACUGACAGUUCUAGUGUUUCAAGAGUUAGGUUAUGUUUCAUGAUGUUCCGUGUCACGUGUAUUGUCAUGUACCAAAACAUCAAUACCAUAUUAUUCAAAUAAUGCUGGACUAAAAUAAAAUUUAUAGAUACUUCAGUGUCGGAAAAAUGCGAAAGUAAUUUAAAACAAUGCCUACUUCAUUUCUGUUUGGUAUAAAUGGCGAAGGAAGAGUUCAUACACUUUCAACAACAGGAACAGGGUGGCGAGAAUUGCCGUACGGUGGUCAAGAAUUCAAGAAAUUAUCAGCUGUACCUCAUUUUCUUUGGGCCCUUGGAGGAGAUCAUCAGAUAUACGUCUACGUUCAUGGCUUGGACAUUCCUAUAAGAGUCAGAGAAGAAGCUUAUGAAAAUGAAAGGUGGCUUCCUAUCGAGGGUUUCUCAUCAAGACUACUCCCCACUGACCGUUUCCACUUCUCCAACGCUGAUGGAACCAAAGACAGAUCCAUCGAUAAAAUUCGCCUCCCAUCGAUGGCGUGGCAGUGGGAAGGUGACUGGAAGAAAGAACUCACGCUUGAGGGUCAACCUUUGGACCAUGACGGAUGGACAUAUGCUGUGGACUUUCCCAGCACUUUCUACCACAAAAAGCAGUGGUCCAGCUGCGUGCGAAGAAGGCUUUGGGUGAGGUUUAGGAAAUAUAGCGCUAUGAAUUCUUGGUGUGCUAUAGCUCCAUUGCAUAAGGAUGCCACGAACGAACCUUUUAUUGAUGUCUCCAUUGGAGGACAGAAUAUCCCAGGAGCAGAUCCAGGCACAUUGAUGGUUUGGGGAGUUACGUCUCAUAAUAGAGUGAUGAUUCGUAGUGGAGUAUGUACCUCCUUUCCUGAAGGGUCCAGAUGGUCAGCGAUUCCAACUCCUGAAGGUUGUGAGGUGGUGCAAUUGAACGUAGGUCCUACAGGACUAGUUUGGGCGGCCUUAUUAGACGGACGUGCCUUAGUAAGGGUGGGUGUGAGCAGGGAAUGCCUCCAAGGCACUUCUUGGGUGGAUGUCAAACCUCCUGGUGAUGGCCUUAAGAUUACUCAGGUAUCAGUUGGUACUAAUGCAGUUUGGGCUAUAACUCAGGACAAGCACGUCUGGUUUAGAAAAGAAGUGAAUGGGAUGGCUACUAUGUGCGAAAGUCUUUGCACAGGCAGUGGUUGGGUCGAGAUGAUUGGGCGAAUGGCACAAAUUUCAGUUGCUGCAAACAAUCAGGUGCUUGCAGUGGGAGCAGAUGACAGAUUGGCAUAUUACCGAUUCGGUGUUACUGAAGAAGAUAAAACGGGCAAGAAGUGGCGCGCCCUAAGAGCACCCAUGCAAGUUAGCAGAGCGAGUAGUAGUGCUAGCUUCGGAUCCGACAGGUUACAUCGGAGUUUCAAUAACUUGCAAAGUCGACCUAGCAGCAUGAUAGAACAACAUGUGACUUCAUUAGAUGGCGAGCAAUCGCACUCGGCUCCAACAGCAGCCGCAUCUCUGCCUGCAGGUGACCUUGGGGCACGUUAUGAAACCCAACCAAGGCAUCCCCGCGCUUGGAGCCCAGUGCAUUCUGCUGGUUCUGUGUUGGCGACUGAGGCACGUCCUGAUACCGAUGGUAGCGUGUGGAGUGUCGGGGAGUCCUCUUCUUGUAUAUUCGCUGAAGAUGAGGAACUAGGAUGGGCAGAAUUUGAAGCAUCUUGGUCAUGGAUAGAGGCUGGUGCCUGUACGGUCGACCCCUCCGCUCCACUACCGAACUGGUUCGGUGACACCUCCGGUUGCGGUUCCACCACAUCCCUGGAUCUGGACGCUUCCUGGCGGCAGAGUAUCUUGCGCGAAUUGCGCCGCCGCACGCCACCUGGCGACCUCUUCGCGCACUACGAACGACCGGGUGAAGCAGCAACUUCAUGGGUGCACAAAGGCGAGGCUAGGGUGCAACGGGGUGGUGACCCAGGAAACUGGAUUGAUUGUCUACUGGAACUAGAGUGGGUACAGGAAGGAGGAUUGGUGAAUACUGGAAGUGUCGUAGGCGCAGGGAGUCUUACGGUGCUCAACUCCGAUGGAGCAAGCACAUUGCACAUUAUCAGCCUAAACGAUAUAUCGUGCGUGCAGAUGUGCAGUGAACCAGGCAGUCCUCGUCUAGCCAUACAUGUCCCUAGAUACCGUACACCAGUGAUUCGGCUUGUGUUCAGUAGUGAUGCGUUGCUUGAAGAGUGGCAGGCUCAUUUUGCAACAACUUGUGGCAAACUUCGUGGUACAACAGAAAAGCCUAGUGACGAAAGUGUAUGGGCAGUUACCACCUAUGGUGACACAUUUGUUUGGGAUCCCACGCGGAUGGAAGCGAAUCAGCUGCGUGAGGAUGAGUGCUACGUGCAGAAGUUUGAUCUUACAGGCAAGGCAUCGCCUUUCAAGGUGGCUCUUCACGUUGGUUGCUGUCCUGGUACCGUUAUUACAUUUACGGGAUGUAUAGGUGACGAAGCAGAAAGACUAGGGAUCAACCUGGAAGCACCAUCUACGUACAAGCCGAAGCAAAAAACCUUCACGGAGCUCGAGAACACAUGCCUGCACCUGAACCCUCGCUUCAAGGACGAUUGCGUGGUGCGCAACUCCAUGAUCGAGGGCGAGUGGAUGACCGAAGAGACAGAGGGCGGAAACCCUUUCGUGAGAGGUCAGGAGUUCAAUCUGAGGAUAGAAACUACCGAGGAUGCCUUCCUGAUAUUUGUUAAUGAGGACAAGUUCUGUCUCUACAGGCAUAGGUUGCCGCCACAGUCGGCGUGUGUGUUGAGUUUCUGGGGCAAGUUAAAACCUUUCAGGGUGGUAAUCAAGAGUCCUAGGAUAAUCCUAGACAUGUUGAACUUGUACUGGCGCCAGUUGGGCGGACAUCUGCGCCGAGUAGAGAGUUGCAAGAUUGGCGUAGCGUGGGGUAUCGGGUACGACCAUACGCCCUGGGUAUACACCGGAGGCUGGGGAGGUGGCUUUCUGGGGACCUUAGAUAGCCAUAACGUGCACCCGAUGACCGAUUCGCAAGACUUCAGAGUGUACGAGAAUCAACGGUGGAACCCGGUGACAGGAUACACCUCUGCAGGUCUGCCAACGGAUAGGUACAUGUGGAGCGAUGCCACGGGUAAGGUGAAACGAACCAGAGAUCAAGUGAAACUAUAUUCGUCUCGAUGGCAAUGGGUUUCUGAUUGGAUGGUGGACUUUCACGUUCCAGGUGGCGUAGAUAAAGAAGGUUGGCAAUAUGCUGUCGACUUCCCUGCUUCUUUUCACGCCAACAAGCAAUUCACUGAUUAUGUUAGGAGAAGACGCUGGUAUAGGCGUUGUGCCAUAGCAACAACGGGACCUUGGCAAGAGCUGGGCCACACAAAACUGCUAGAAGUAACUUUGGAACCUGUCGAAGAUUAUGAUGACACUGUGAUAUCUGUUUGGGCCAUUGCCUCAGGCGGACAUGCCAUGGUUAGAACGGGAGUUUCGAAGAAUAAUCCCAUGGGUCACGUAUGGGAGCAUGUGAAUACCGAUCAACCCCUACAUAGUAUUAGUUGUAGCCCAUACACGCAAGUAUGGGCUAUAGGUAGAAAAGGCUGUGCAUACUUUAGGAUAGGAAUAACUGCAGAAAAACUUGAAGGUGAAAAAUGGAUGACCGUAGAACCUCCCAACGGCGGUCAGCUGAAGCAGAUAUCUGUGAACAAAGCGGGUAUUUGGGCUGUGGACCGACUGGGCCGACUCCACGUUCGGAAGGAAGUUAGUUCAAAGUGUCCGGAAGGAAAACACUGGCAGACCAUCUUGCCCGAUCCAACUAUUUUGAAUUCUGCUCCAAACACUAGCGGUUUUAAGCAUGUUUGCGUUGGAGAGAAUCAAGUAUGGGUAGUGACUGAUGGGGGCGUGAUAGCUCGAAGAGAAGGAAUCUGUGAGGCUAAUCCAGCUGGAGCGGGUUGGGACAUAGGCAUACCGGGACAUUUCCAGUACGUAAGCAUGAAGGCUUUUAGUUAGGAUACUUAAAACCAAAGUGAACUAUUUAUAUGUGAUCUAUAUUUAUUAAAUAUAAUUUUUUGUAAUUGGUAAGUUUAAAAAAAGGAGCCUCAAUGGCUUUAUCUUUGUCGGAAUAAAUGCAUUCGAACUGUGAAUA
Acanthoscelides obtectus is the source of this 4140-nucleotide messenger RNA. The record is from the annotation of a GenBank genome assembly. NCBI's taxonomy places the organism in Eukaryota, Metazoa, Arthropoda, Insecta, Coleoptera, Chrysomelidae.